Messenger RNA from Knipowitschia caucasica, 1812 nucleotides. The record is from the annotation of a GenBank genome assembly. NCBI's taxonomy places the organism in Eukaryota, Metazoa, Chordata, Actinopteri, Gobiiformes, Gobiidae.
AUGUGUAAUAUUUUGGUUUGUGGGGGUGAUUGGUGGGUUAUUGGGGUGUUAGUUAUUGUGGUUUAUUUUGGGUGGUAUUGGGGUGUUUUUGGGGGUGGGUUUGUGGUUGGUGAGGUGUGGUGGGGUUUUGUGGUUGUGGGGUGUGGGGUUAUUUUGUUGGGGUUGGUGGUUUUGGGGGUGGGGGGUUGUGUUGUUUUUGUGGUUUGUUUGUUUUGUGGUUGGGGGUGUAGUGGGUUUUGUGUUGUUGGGUUGGUUUUUUUUGAAGUUGGGUGGGGGGGGGGGGGUGUUUUUGGGUGUGGGGGAUGUGUGGAAGUUUGUUUUUUGGUGGUGGGGGUGGGUUUUGGGGUUUGGGGUAAGGUUGGUGGUUGGUUGUGGGGGUUUUGUGGGGUUUUGUUUUAUUGUGGGGGGGAGUUUGAGUGGGUUUGGUUGGGGGGGGGGGUGUGGAGUGUUGUGGUGGGUUUGGAGGUGUUUAUGGUUUUGGGGUGUUUGUUGGUGGGGUUGUGGUUUGGGUUUUUUGGGUUGGGUUUUUGUUUUGUUGUUUGGUGUAGGGGUUGGGGGUGGGUGUAUAUUGAGUGGGUGGUGGUUUUUGGAGGGGGGGGGAGGGGGGUUUUUGUUGUGGAGGUUUUUGUGGUGGUUUAUUUUGUGGUGGUGGGUUUGGUGGGGGGUGGGGUUUAUGUGGUGGGGGUUUUUGGGGGUGGGGUUGUUGGUGGGGUUGGUGUGGGGGUUUUGGGGUGGGGUUUGGGGGGUGGUGGUUUGUGUGGGUUUGUGGUGGGUUUGGUGUGUGGGGUUGGUGGGGGGUGGGUUUGGUGUGUGGGGGUUUUUGUUGGUGGGGUUUUGUGGGGGGGUAGUUUAUUGGUUGGGUGGUUUUUGUGGGGUGGGGGGGGUUGGGUGUUUUUUGUGGGUUGGGGGGGGGGGUUUGGUGGGGGUGGGGGGGGGGAUGGGUUGUGGGGGGGGGGGGGGGGUGUUGAGGGGGUGGGUGGGGUGGGGGAGGGGGGGGGGGGGUGGGGGUGGUGUUUUGGGGUGGUUGGGUGGGGGGUGGGGGGGGUUGUUGUGGGUGAUUUUGGUGGUGGUGGUGGUUGUGGGGUUUGGGGUGGUGGGUGGUGGGUGGGGGGGGGUUUGGGGGGGGUUUUGGGGGGGGUGUUUGUGUUGGGUGUUGUGUUGGGUGGUGUGGGGUUGUAUUGGGGUUGGGGGGGGGGGGUUUUGUGUGGGGGGUUUGGUGGGUGGGGUUGUUGGUUGUUGGGUUGGGGGGGGGUGGUUUGGGUGUUGGGUUGUUGGGGGUGGUGGGGGGGGUGGUUGGUGGGGGGGUUGGGUGGGGGGGUGUGUGGGGGGGGGGGUGUUGUUGGGUGUGGGGUGGGGGUGUUGGGGUGGGGGUUGUGUGUUUGGGGGGGGGGGGGGGGUGUUUGUGUGUGGGGGGGGUUUGGGGGGGGGUUGGGGUGGGGUGUGGUUGGGGGUGGGGUGGUGGUGGGGGGUGGUGGGUGGGGGGGGGGGGGGGGUGUUUGGGGGGUGGGGGGGGUUGGGGGGGGGUGGGUUGGGGGGUGGGGUGGGGGGGGGGGGGGUGGGGUGGUGGGGGGGGGUGGUGGGGGUUGGGGGGGUUGUGGUGGGGUGGUUGUGGUUGGGGUGGUGGUGGUGGGUGUGGGGGGUGGUGGGUUUGGGUGUGUGUGGGUUGGGUUUUGGUUUUUGGUGUGUGUGGGGGUGUGGUUGGUUGUGUUUGGGGUUGGGGGGGUGUGGGGGUGGGUUGUUGUUUGUUGGGGGUGUUUUGGGGUUGGGUGGUGGGGUGUGGGGGUUUUUGGGUUGGGGGUGUGGGUGGGGUGA